CUUCACUCUCUUCCUCAACAUCACGGCACCACCCUGCCUCCAGCCACGGAAGAUGCGAACAACACUCUCCCCGGUUCUCGCCUCCCUGGCGAACGUCUUCCGCAUCCCCCUGUCGCAGACUGCCUCCCGCCCGGCCGCCGCCGCCGCUCUCACCCGGCUCAAUGGCAGCAACAGCAGCAGCAACAGUACCACCACCAACAGACAAUUCUCAACGACAAGCGCAAUGGCCAAGCGCAAGAACGCCGGUCCCUCGCGGGACAAGCGAGUCACAAUGAUCCGCUACUUCCUCCACCACCCGCUGACCCCGCGGCCGCUGCGGUUCAGCCGCACCCGGUUCCUGCGGCACUGGACGAUCCACCGGGCGUGGCACCUGUACCAGGCGCAGCGGCGGCGGGCGGAGACGCUGGAGCUGGAGCGGCAGUGGCAGGCGAUGCGGGCGGCGUGCGAGGAGCUGCGCACGGGCGCCGGCGACGGCGGCAAGCUGUUCCGGAAGAGCAUGAUCAAGACGGGGAUCUUCAAGGAUCUGUUCCCCAUCGAGUACGCCCGGUUGCAGACCGAGGGCCCGCCGGCGGAGGGGUGGAAUCAUGAGUGGAAGGCUUUGAAAUGAUCCAUCCUAUUUUUGUGAUGGGUUUUCUGGG
Aspergillus brunneoviolaceus CBS 621.78 is the source of this 638-nucleotide messenger RNA. RefSeq names its product mitochondrial 54S ribosomal protein mL40. NCBI's taxonomy places the organism in Eukaryota, Fungi, Ascomycota, Eurotiomycetes, Eurotiales, Aspergillaceae. Gene Ontology annotation, biological process: mitochondrial translation. The record is from RefSeq and is a predicted model, not a curated record. The annotation marks the transcript as partial. Gene Ontology annotation, molecular function: structural constituent of ribosome. The transcript is spliced from 2 exons.